CUUGACUUGGGUUCCGCGCUUCUUCGCUUCCCCGCGUUAAUUAAAUGUACUCGAUAUCACGAGGCUCGCGAGCAGAGAGUCCUGGGUUACGUCUAUGGUAUAUAAACGGACGCGUUCUGGGGCUUUUGAAGGUUUCGACCAAGUUCUUUUCGUUCCCUUGAUCGUUCGCUUGCUUUCCUCCUCUCCUCCCUCCCCUCCACCAUCCUCAUCUGUACUCUGCACCCAACCGUAUCCCGACUAUAAACGUAUCCACCCCGCAUCAGCCUCUUUGACUACCAGCCUCUUAUACGCAUACGUAUACGCAUGCUCUACGACGCCUUAACUUUACUUUAAGUAUCGCUCCUUUGCCUCGCCCGUUUUCUAGCAUAUAUACACGACCGCCGACGUUACGAAACGUUUUUCCUCCUGCUCGACCUUCCUUCUGCUACAUACAUAUAUCGUUUCGUUUCGUCUCGUUCUCUUGCUACCCACUACCUAUUUCCUACUCGCGUCCUACCCACUAGCAUCAUCGACGCACCAGCAUGUCCUCUCCUUCCGCUACGACUACGAUUAUCACUCCGACCCCGGCCCCGGCAUCAACUGCGGCUGCAGCUAUUCCUUCUUUGACCCCUGCCACGACUAGUACGACCGGCCACGCGCCGCCGACGCCACCGCCCGAAGCAUCCUCGCAUCCCACUUCGCCGAACAGCAACAAAGGCGCGUCGGCUACCCCGGCUGCGGAUGUAGCGCUUCCUGUCUCUCCACCCUCUUCGACUCUGGUGUCUGCGGCGUCCUCUCCCGCGCCCACCUCGCCCACUUCUCCCACUUCGCCUGUUUCAGCUCAGCUUACCGGGUCCCCGCCAAUCGGUCCUCCUGAAUCAGCGUACUCACUCCCGACGUCUGUCUCCUCGCCAGCAUGGUUUCCUGCUACCCAAGACCAGGAGACCGGACUGGCACCGUCCGCGUCGGCAGCGACGCUGGUGGGCUCGCCGGUGCCGGGUAAUCCAGCGGAGGUGUUCAAGGCCAAGGUUCGAGAGGCAGCUCGGCUGAUGGAGGGUCAGGGCAAGACGCUGGUCGUUGCGGAUGAUGGAGCCUGCGAAGGGGACGAAGAAGAAGAUGGGGAGGUGACCCAGAUUAUCAUCCAAGCUCAGCCACCACACGCCCCAGCCUCACGAACGAUUCCGCUGCCUGUCGUCGUUGACCAACAGCCGCUGCGUGGUGAUCGGUCGCGGGAGCCCAGUUUCGCAUCGAGCACGUUAUUGCCUGCGUCCAUGCGCUUCCAGCAGGCUCACCGACCGCUUCCUCCCUCUCAGUCUCAUACAAUCCACUCUUCACCCCAGGCCCAUGCUCACUCGGAUCACGAGUCUCUCCCCGACCACCGCACGCCGAAUGUGUACAUCAAUGGCCUGCCGCCCAACUUCCCUGAGGACCAGCUCUUCGCGCUCGCGGCGCCUUUCGGCACUGUCAAGAGCGUGCGGUGCUUCACGCGGCAUGUGAGUGAAACUGAGACUGGGUACGGGUUCGUGCUAUUUGAGGAAGUCGCGGCUGCGGCGCGGUGCAUCGAGGUGUUGCGCAAAUACCGCAAUUUGCAUCCCACUUUCUCCAAGCAGGUGCAUAAGAUCCCUGGGACGGUGUAUGCGACUGUUUCAUCUCAUCAUGGAGAUGAACAUUCUCAAAAUGACCAAUCGCUUCACACUGGCGGCUCCGUUGGCGCCUCGUCCGAAUGGGAUGAUGUGAGCGCCACCGAUUCUUUCAAGGCCAAGAUGGAGCGCCUUGCGGACCGGACGAGCACGAACUUGUAUAUCGAGGGGCUCCCGCUGAGCAUCGAUGACGCGACGCUUGCUGCGCUGGUGUCGCCUUACGCGAUUCGCAGCAGUCGCUUUUUCCAGACAAAACUGAGCCAUCCGCCGCGCAUCAUCGCCUUUGUAAGACUAGAGACGCGAACUGCCGCAGAAGAGAUCAUCGAGCGGCUGCAUGGCCGGAUGGUGCGCGGAUGGAACGACGCUGGCAGUCGGAUCUCCGUGCGCUUCGCGGAUACGAGUGAGCAACGGGAGUUGCGGCGCCAGGAACGCACGGCUCGCGACGAGGACCACGGACAGGCGGGGCAACUGAGCAUUGCGCAGGCGACACUGCUGAACUUGCGGGGCAAGGAGCUUGCCGCAGCCCAGUCUCACGCUCACUCGUUCCAUCCGACCUCGACUUCGGCUUCGUCUUUGCAUCCACAUUCUCACUCGCAGCACCACCACCAUCAUCACCACCCUCCACACCAACAGCACCCGUCGUCGUUAUUCGCCAAGCAUGGGCUACAGCAGCCGCUGUACUCGACGCCGGGACUGCGAGAGUUCCACCCCGACCGGUACGACCCGCACACCGGUAUGUACGGCGAGGACGAGGAGGACCACGCGGGUGCAUUCGAAGUGGACUAUUCGCUCGCACCAGGCAACAAUCGGCUCGACCCGGCGAUGCAGAACCUGUUGGAGACGCUGCAGGCGCAGGCGCAGAUCCGGAGUCGUGCGCGGUCGCUCUCUCAGGCGCAGGCUUCUUCGCAUAUGCAGCCCAUGCAGCAGCAGCAACAGCAGCCGAAACGCCGCCCGGUGCCGCUUGAUCUCGACUCUUCGGGUGUUGGGCUGGGAGUGGGCAUGCGGGGGUACCGUGUCCCAGCGGCGACUGUGACGUACGGGGGAGCGGGUGGUGGCAUGGACGAGGAGAUGUUUCACCAGCAACACCAGAGCCAGCAUCCGCAGCCGCGGCGGAUGCCGAAAGGACCUGGGGAGGCCUUCGCGCGCAGUGCGUAUCAGCGCCAGCAGCACCAGCACUCGCUUUCGCACGAACACCACCUGCAGCAGCAGCAGCAGCAUCAACAAGCACAGCCGGCGCAGCACUCGCCGCCGUUGGUGUCGCCAGCGCUGACGUACACGUCGUCGCGGUCGAGUGUCGCAGCGUUCAGUCCGACGACGCCGCAGUUUGGGUUCCCGAGCGAGGCUGAGCAGGUCAAGGGUGUUGCUCCCGGUGCCGGUACUGUUGGGAAGCAGCGUCGGAGCCAUCACCACCACCACCAAAGCCAAGGCCAGGGCCAGUUUGGGACGACGGGUCCGGCGAGCGGGGUGCGCACGACUACGCGGUAGGAGACUGGUAUUUUCGCUCGCUCGUUCGUUCGUCGUUGCCAUCCGCAUUCGCUAUGUUAUGAUACGAUUUGCAGCUACAGACCCCCACUCGCUUUUCCGUUCGCACAGAUACAGAAACAGAUUACUCGCACUGGCACCCUGCAUGUUCCGCACGUUAUUAAAGUAUCCGCACCAGAACAGACACCGAAUCCCGCAGAUUACAGAUUACAGAUUACCGACGACGUGAUACGUACCCAGACAGACAAACUCGCAUACUGUACAUACAUCCCGUGACUCCCCCCCUCCUGUUGUACUUCUACGCUAUCGACAAAUUCAAAUGUCAUGUGCAUGUGUGCGUCAGAUCCAUUCAUUCAUUCGUUCAUUCAUGCAAACGUGUGGUAAGACUAGGAGACUCGUACAACGACUCAGGACCCUCCACAUACAAGUCCGGGGCAAGGAAAAACACGCACCAGACUGUAGAUCCGGCGUACCCGCUCCCACCGCACUGGCCGAACUGCGCGACGGUGCCGCCGGUGCUCGUGGGCGGGGCGGUCGUCGACGUCGUGCCCUUGCUGGUGGUGGUGCUGGAUGGCGGAGGCGGGCGGGCGGUCGUCGUCGAGGUGGACUGGGCGCGCGUUGGUCAGUA
Messenger RNA from Mycena citricolor, 3729 nucleotides. The record is from the annotation of a GenBank genome assembly. NCBI's taxonomy places the organism in Eukaryota, Fungi, Basidiomycota, Agaricomycetes, Agaricales, Mycenaceae.